UCAGAGCUGUGCGCUGCAGAGAAGCUCCAAAUCCUCGCCAGGAUUUUAAUCCAUUUCCUCCUAAAAACCUUAAGAGUUUUGCUUCACCCUGACUUCGGAAGAAUCACAUCGGUUUGGGAGACGGAUAUUAAUUUAGGAGACGCAGAGAAAAUUUGUUUGGAAGUCAAACACACACAAGGACAUCUCCUGGAAAGCUCAGCCGGUAAUAUUUUAUUUAUACUGUGUUUUCUGAACUGACUCUAGCCUGAAGUAUAGGCUGCUUUCACACUGAAUAAUUAUUUAGGACUGUUAUCUGAGGUCCUCACAUCACAGGUCUGAGUCUUGUGGUCUGGAACGUAACUAACCCGUAAAGACCCGUGUCCUUAUUUACACCUUCAUAUACAAUGCUUCUUGCUACACUUCUCCCGCAAACCUGUCACUCUUUUCCUUAGUAAACAUUGCUGCCUGUUAAUCUUGGCUAUGGGGACACGUGUGAACGACUCGGCUGUAUUUGUCAAUGCAUCUCUGACGUUUUCAGAGACUCCUGUGUCUUCUCAGGACACGGUAAUAACGUUUCUCCUAGGCACAGUCCUGGCUACGAUGUUUCUAGUCGGUACUGUUGGAAACGUGUACACCCUGGUGGUAAUGAACAUUGCAAUACGAGUAACCGGCACUAUGUACGUCUACAUCGUGAACUUGGCCUUGGCCGAUCUGCUCUACCUGUGUACCAUUCCGUUUGUGGUGUGCACCUACUUCGCCAAGGACUGGUACUUCGGCGACAUCGGGUGCCGCGUGCUCUUCAGCCUCGACUUCCUCACCAUGCACGCCAGUAUCUUCAUGCUGACCGUGAUGAGCACGGAGCGCUAUGUGGCCGUGCUCAGACCGCUGGACACCUUCACCCGUUCCAGACACUACAGGCGAGCCGUCACCUGCGCCGUCUGGCUCGUCUCAUUCGCCCUUUCUCUCCCAACCAUGAUCAUGAUCGAGCUGAGGACAAGCAACCGAGAUGGGGUUGAGAAGCGUAUAUGCCACCCCACCUGGCAGAUGACUGCCUACAAAGCCUACCUGACUGUCCUCUUUAACACGUGCAUCCUGGCUCCCGGAUGCAUCAUUGGGUACCUCUAUCUCAAGUUAGCGAGAACUUACUGGACAUCCCAAACCACCGUGUUCUCCUCCUCCAAAGCAUCAAGCGGGACUAAAUGCCCCAAACAGAAAGUACUAUAUAUGAUCUUUGGUAUAGUUCUUACGUAUUGGGCAUGCUUUGUACCUUUCUGGUUAUGGCAGCUGCUCAGUGUUUAUUACUUUGAACACGGGAAGCUCUCUCAUAAAACGAUGGUAUGUGUGAACUUCAUCGUGACGUGUCUGGCUUACAGCAACAGCUGCAUCAACCCUUUUCUGUACACGCUGCUGACCAGAAACUAUCAGGAGUAUUUGAGAGACAGGCAGAAGAGCGGCAUUGGGUUUAAAAAGAGAUUCUAUCAUUCAUCUCAAAGAUCUGUGUCAUCUGGGAGUCACCAGUUUACACUUUAAGCAGUGCCCAUCAAACUGGCAUUCUGAAUGCCUGCAGUGAACUUUGAAGAUUUUAAUGUGCUGCUCUUAAGCAGAGGAACUUUAUUCAUAUCAGUGCUGACAUUCUGAUAGGCAGUAAUUUUCAGGAAAACAGAGUUGACAUUUUAAAAAGAAAUGAUCAGACUAGAUAAGAGGGGGAAAAAAUCCUUUGCAGGAUGAAGCACAGGAAAUCAUAUGGGUGUUUAUUAGAAAAUGGGAGUGAGGUUUAGGUGUGAUCUUGAAUGGAGCUUAAAAAGAAAAUCAAAACACCCAAACUCUUUUUUUUUUCUGAAAUAACAUGAUGACAUGUACAACAAGUGCAAUCAGACAAAAUAUUUUAUGUGGCUUUUAUAACUUGCCUGGGAAUCGACAUAAUAAGUGGUACGGACAUUUUCAGCACGUUCGAUUUUAUUCAGAUGUAAUGUUUCCUAAAGUACAGCUUUAAAAAAUGUCUCCUUUUAAAAACUAGGUUCUGAUUAUGGCUUCUGUUCAAACCAGAGUAAAUACAUCAUGUGUACAGGUGAAGUCGUGUGUUUCAGUAGCUUGUGCUUCUACACAUGCCUCCAUGGUACGCAAAUGCUAAAUGCUUAAUAAACGGCCUCCUUUAGCUGAUUUUAUAGGAUUUAAAGCCUCUAAUAAGCCUUCAACUGACUACACAUGACAGAGAUCAUGUCACAAUAACAAUGUUAAGGCUCCAUACGCUGCGGUUACACAACAUCCGGACAUACGUCAUGGUCUUACAGCUUCAUGAACCAAUUUGUGUGAAAAGUUAUGAACAGUGAAAUUUAGGCAGUUCUGUGAUUAUGCUUUUCAUAUAAUUAUACUUUUAUAAAAUCCAACAACAUUUAGGAGAGAAUGGGAGAGAAUUAUUUUUUUUUUACAAAAUAUCUACAAAAGAAGAAAUGUAUUGAACUUUGUAAAAUGUAUGAAUUUUACAGAUGUUAGAGAAGUGCCACAUAAAUUUGAACAUCACUAUUUGAAGCAAUUACGGGUUUUAUUUUCUUUUUAUUUCCAGAUGUACGGUAAUUAAAAAUUCUGCAAGAAUAACUUAAGAAUACCACUUAACAUUACUCGACUAUUUGUCACUGCAGUGGCGUAAAAAUACACCACGUUUCACUACUAAAUAAAAAGUCAGUUCAUUUUUAAACCAAUGUCUUGGUCAUUAAAACAGACCGAAGGGAGAAAAAUCUGUCUAACUAUAUAUUUAAAAUAAAUAUAUUUGUAAGAAGCUAGUGAGAUGUGGUGUGUGCGGUUUUGGUGUUUCAGGUGUUAAUUAGUUUAGCAUGUUCUUCUUUAAUUAGUUUUUAUUGCUUUUUGGAAAAAAACUUGUCAAAUAGUGAUGUAAUAAUCAUGUGCUUUUAAAGUGUUGACUAUUUUCUUGUGUUCUUUAUUGCAUGAAACUUUAUUGCCGUUUGUUCUGUAUAAAUGUGAACAAAAUCUACUCCAGAUUUCAGAAUAUUGAGGAUAUAUGACUACAGUUUUAAUGCUGUCAGAUUGAUUUUCAAUUUUUGUGUGUUUUUUUUUUUUUUUCUCUCCAAGGCUUCUAUGCUUUUGCUGCUCAUAAAUAUUCUUAAUUUUAGACAUUCUGUUGUGUGUAAAGAAAAUGUAUAGUAAUAUAUAAGAAAAGCACCUUGGGUUUUGGUGAUUGUUAGAGAUAUUACAUCUUCUUGUCCAAAUGUAAAUUGUUCAUAAGUGCUGUAAUGCUCUUAAAAUGUAAAAUAUUGCUUAAAAAAAAUCUCAUUCUUAUCCUCUUCUGCAGAGAGGAUUCUGCUGGAAAACAUUUCAAAGCUCUGGUUCACGUGUACUAGUCAGCGUAAUCAAGAUCAGCUGUAGCUUUCAUUCACACACUUACAACAAUGAACUAAUAUUUCAUACUAAUAUUUCAUACUAACAUUUAUUCAAAAUGCAUUUCAGUGGUACUUUCUCAUUAAUUUUACUUAUACAGUGUGUUUGAAUUCUUCAGUCUGGUUUCUCAGAAGGUGUUAAAGGUUAAAGGUGUUAAAGAUAAAGGUUUAUCUGAAUGCACUCAUUCUAAUACGUUAUCGUUUCUAUAGUAACGACUCAGUCACAGGGACUUGUAAGGCUUGUAGAAAGGUUGUUAUAGAUACCAAAGAAAAAUGUAUGAUCAUUAAUAUGCUGAAAUUUUCUGUGAGGAGACGUUUAACAUUUAUGGAAGGAAUCCCUCCACGGGAAAGUCUUCAAGGCGAGUUUCCAGUUUCUUGGCAACACGGCAAGCAGUUUUUUUGUUGUUUGUUUUUUAUUUUUGUCUUAUUGACUUCAGGAGAGAGAAAAAAACAGAGGCUGGUGAGAUAAUAACUGUUUACAGCUGCUAUAGCGUAAGUGAUAACAAGAACUAACUUAAAUGUCACAAUAAUGUCAUUCAUUAAUAAAUGAAAAAUUGUUAGUGUUGGCAAAUUGCUGUUGUGUAAACGGAAUAAUACAGUUCAGGAUGUUCUGGUAUAGGAAACUAAUCAACUUUGGGGUGGUAACAGCAACUCGGCUUUGACCGGGGCAACAUCACACCAGCCUGUUAUUGAUUAUUUUCUUAUAACAGCACACCAUGUCACAUUUUAUUCCUUACUUAUUCACAAAUUAUCGUCUGUAGCUUGUUGAAAAGACGGAGCCCCGUGCAAAUAAUUAUAAAAUUGAAUGCUGCUGUGAGUGAGUAAUAUGGAGUGAAAUCCUUUAAAACUGUUCUCUGUGUUGGUUUUACAAAUGUUCUGCACAAAAGGUGAUGAAAGCACGUGAUGUACUGCCUGCAUGGCUUUUCAAAAAAACAUCCCACCAGCUUGUAAGUACAAAUGUUUACAUUAUCGACUUUUCCACAGGCUCAUUAGUGUAGUAUUUUGUCUUGUUUAAGGUUCCUUGGAUCAAAUGCACAGCUAAACUAGACUAUUGUUUCCCACCAGCACUUUACCCAAUGAUCCAGUGUGAGCUGUGCCAAACAUGCACUCAAUCACCAGCCUCUCAUUCACACGCACCUCUUGGGGUGAUUCUUGUCUUGUUUUUGCAGGUCGUGCUGCUCUGGCCUCGUUUUUCCCGGGUAAUCAUUGUUGAUGGCAUAAAUUAUCUCAGAUGCUUAGAUGAGGGGUUUGUCUCCUGUAAAAUUGUAAAGAUAAAUGUCAGUGAUCACUGCGCUGACCUCUAGGCAGUGAAAGACUUUUAUUUUCUUUUAAAGUUUCCAGGAACGUUUCUGAACAAAUUGGGGUUGACAUUGGUACCAAACAGAGAUAACACAGAGGAAAUGGAGGAGAAUAAUUGUUUCAGACAAUGCAGAACAGACGCUUGAUUUUUUCCACAGGACGUUUCUGUCCUGCACAGAAAUCCUGCGCUUUGUGUGUUUAUGCAAUACAUAUUACUGAGAGGUACAAAGUUAUUGUGAAAUAACUAGAUUAGACGGAAUAAUGCAAUAAGAGUAUGACAAAUUUGAAAGCAAAAGCAUCAAAGAUCAAAGAUGCACUCGAAAAAGUGGCUAAUGAUUUCACUUCACUCUGAUCAUUUAAACAGAUGGUGCAUUAUUGAUUGUGCUGUUUUAAAAAAAGUCUGAUGAGAUUUCCAGUGCCGGUCUAAACAAUCCCACUAUCUCUCG
Pangasianodon hypophthalmus (striped catfish) is the source of this 5116-nucleotide messenger RNA. It is a transcript of the gene uts2r5, whose product is annotated as urotensin-2 receptor 5. Lineage: Eukaryota; Metazoa; Chordata; Actinopteri; Siluriformes; Pangasiidae. The record is from RefSeq and is a predicted model, not a curated record. Bases 460 to 1509 code for a protein of 349 amino acids. The transcript has a single exon. Gene Ontology annotation, cellular component: membrane. Gene Ontology annotation, molecular function: urotensin II receptor activity. Gene Ontology annotation, biological process: neuropeptide signaling pathway; blood vessel diameter maintenance; regulation of blood pressure.